Molecule: messenger RNA, 1690 nt
Organism: Neohortaea acidophila
Lineage: Eukaryota; Fungi; Ascomycota; Dothideomycetes; Mycosphaerellales; Teratosphaeriaceae
Exons: 1
Coding region: 73-1521 (482 amino acids)
Biological process (GO): CENP-A containing chromatin assembly; DNA replication-dependent chromatin assembly
Cellular component (GO): nucleoplasm
Molecular function (GO): histone binding
Source: RefSeq, a predicted model, not a curated record
CUUCAUUUCCACCACCCCUUGGUCAACACCACAAACAAGUAAAGCACACACAGUCAAAUCCAUCUCGCCAUCAUGUCAGUCGAAGAACAGUCCGCCGCGGCGGAAGAAACCACCACCGCAAACCCCGCGACUACAGAAGAACUCAUGCGCAAACUCGACCAACUGAAGGCCGCAGCUACGCAGCAAUACUCACUCAAGAACUACAGCGCCGCUGCGGAGUCAUUCAGUGAAGCAGCCGAGAUUCAGGAUGAGAUCAACGGAGAAAUGUCACUGGAAAACGCGGACCUGCUCUACCAAUACGGUCGAUGUUUGUACCACGUGGCUGUGGCCAACUCGGACGUGCUUGGCGGCAAGGUCGCUGGCAGCGAGGAGCCGAAGAGAAAGAAGAGAAAGGUGUCGCAGGCGGGCGCCAGUGCGAGCGCUGCAAACGGAGCGGGCAGCAGUGCUGGUGUCAUCAGCGAUGCGCUGAAAGAUGGUGAAGAGAAGCUGGCGGAAGACGUGGUGGAGGCGGUUGUGGAAGAGAACAGCGCGCCCGUCAAGAAGGAAGACGCAGCAUCCAAGCCAUACUUCCAGAUCACCGGCGACGAAAACUUCACCGACUCGGAGGAGGAAGAAGAUGAUGGCGACGCCGCAGCAGACGCCGAAGCAGAAGAGGAAGAAGACGACUUCGCGACCGCCUUCGAAGUCCUCGACGUAGCGCGCAUCCUGCUCAGCCGCAAACUCGAAGCCUCCCAAGCAGCUGGCGGCAAAGGCACAAGCGAGAAACCCGAGCAGCGACAGCUAAAGGAGCGACUAGCCGACACGCACGACCUCCAAGCCGAAAUCUCACUGGAGAACGAGCGCUUUCAAGACGCCAUCAUGGACACGCGCGAAUCGCUUGCUCUCAAAAUCGAACUCUACCCGCAAGAAAGUAGCCUCGUGGCCGAAGCGCACUUCAAGCUCUCCCUGGCGCUCGAGUUCGCCUCCGUCACCUCCACCUCCGACGGCGACGAGGGCAACACGGAGGACAGUAACAGCAAACCCGCCCAAGUCGACGAAAAGAUGCGCGCCGAAGCCGCCAACGAGAUGGAAAAGGCGCUCGCAUCCUGCGCCCUUCGCGUCGCGAAAGAAGAAGGGUCGCUCGCGGGCAUCACCGACGCAGCGAAGAAAGCAGAGCAGCAGCGCUCCAUCACCGAUGUGAAGGAAAUGAUGGCCGAGAUGGAGCUGCGGCUCGUGGACUUGCGCAAUCCGGCUGUUUCUUUGAGUGGCGUGACGGGACCUGCUGGUGCCCCGGACGCUGGCGAUCCUGUGAGGGGUUUGCUGGGGGAUCUGCUUGGGGAGAGCAAGGCGGAGCAGCAGAAGAGGAUCCAGGAGGCGACGGCGAAGGCGAAUGAUUUGUCGGGGCUGGUGAAGCACCGGAAGAAGCCCAAGGUGGAAGAUGCGGGGGCGAAUGGAGGGGAGGGCAAGGGAAAGAGGAAGGCGGAGGAGGUGGAUGGCGAAGCAGGCGGUGCGAAGAAGGUGAAGUUUGAGAAUGGAGUUUGAGCAUGUCCCUCUAACCAAGGACUAUACUUUGCUGUAACGUUAAUAAGAUCGAAUACCCUGUGAGCGCUCUAGACCAAAACCCGCCCACGUAUCAUAAGUGCUAGCCAUCUAUCCCAAAUCCACCCUCCCCAAUCCCCUCUCCAACGCCCCCUCCCUCACACCCUCUUUG